Crotalus tigris (Tiger rattlesnake) is the source of this 2416-nucleotide messenger RNA. RefSeq names its product growth factor, augmenter of liver regeneration (gene GFER). Bases 26 to 565 code for a protein of 179 amino acids. Gene Ontology annotation, biological process: liver development. Gene Ontology annotation, cellular component: mitochondrion. Gene Ontology annotation, molecular function: flavin adenine dinucleotide binding; flavin-dependent sulfhydryl oxidase activity. NCBI's taxonomy places the organism in Eukaryota, Metazoa, Chordata, Lepidosauria, Squamata, Viperidae. The record is from RefSeq and is a predicted model, not a curated record. The transcript has 3 exons.
CCAGCGUCCCUUGCGCGCGGGCAAAAUGGCGGCGCCCAGUCCCAGCUCGGGGCGCGCUUUCCCCUUCCCGGGCUCUCCGAGCGAGCAUCCCGCGAACGAGGAGCCGCCGUCGGAGGAGAAAAGGCCGAAGAAGCCGCCCUGCCGGGCCUGUACAGACUUCAAGAGCUGGAUGCGGGAGCAGAAGAAGCAGGCGGGGCCGGAAACAAGUGUCCAGGAAUCAACCUCUAAUUGCCCCCUAGACAGAGAAGAACUAGGGAGAUGUUCAUGGUCGUUUCUACACACGAUGGCAGCAUUUUAUCCUGACCGGCCCAGUAAAAUUCAGCAGCAAGAAAUGAUACAGUUUAUCCAAUUAUUUUCUAAAGUUUUUCCUUGUGAUGAAUGUGGAGAAGAUUUCAGGAAUAGAAUACGAAAAAAUCAACCUGAUGCCAGCAGCAGACGUGGUUUGACACAGUGGUUUUGCCGGAUUCAUAAUGAAGUAAAUAAGAAACUGGGGAAGCCUGAAUUUGACUGCUGUCUUGUAGACCAACGAUGGCGAGAUGGAUGGAAAGAUGGAUCCUGUGAUUAGAUCUUCUGGAUAUUUUUCCAACUUGAUUAAAAAAAAAAAUCAACAAAACACCCCAAAAGCAAUCCAGUAUGGACCUUUCCUAGAGACAAAAUUGUGCUUUGUUAUUAAUGGAGGUGAUGGAAACAGGCAAAGGGUUUUGAUAUAUAUUUUCCAUUUCUGGUUUUGAAAAUUUAAUAUUGAACAGAUCUCUGUAAUACUUUUCAGAUGGAGCCUCUACCUGUUGAUUGUGCUCUUUUCCUGAUCACUUGAAUUAUUUGAAAUAUCAGCAAACACUGCCUUCAGAAGACUAGAGUAUGUUUGAAGAAACCAUUUUGAAGAUGAAGACAUUGCACUUUCUUAGCUCAGUGCUGAUUUAAUCCCUGGAGAUCUGAGAUGGUCCAUCUGCAACUAUUUGCAGCCUUCCUCUGAGCCCAGCAUUAUUUGCCUUCAUUGUGUUGCUUGCACUUUUGUUUUCAACAGAUUUUUCCCUUCUCCUUAAAACCUAAAAUAUUUUUUAAUUCUAUUUUUUUAAAAGUGCUACAAUAUAAAUAUCUAGAAAACUGUCUGGUUACAUUUCUGCAGCAUAUACACAGUAGGACAGGGUUUCUCAUUUAAGGUGUGAGCGAUGGUGUCCUCUUUUUAUUUUCCUUCUGGCCAGACUCACAAAAGAGGACAAUCUAGAUUAAUUUACUUUUCAUUAAUGAAAUAAGCCCAUAGGAAUCAUGAGGUCAUGUUAUAUAUCAAAAUGCACAGCUCUUGGGAAUGGGGCUUGUGAAGGUUAUGUUCAUUCCACAUAUGGUAAAUUGUUGAGUUCCAUUUCAAGUAAGUGUUCUUUUUACCUACCAGAACUUUGUGCGUCCAAAGUCUCAUUACCUGGAAGUGGAAAAUAAAUGUGCUCGGAGAUACCACCUCAAAGGUGGUAUGUUUUAUAGCAGAGCCAGCUGGCUAAAAUAAACUGUCAACAGUUGCCUUGUGAAGAAAAGCAGAAGGUUGGAGUCAAGAAAUAUUGAAGGGCAUUCUUCUAUCCCUUAGAAAAGUUUCGAGUUGGAUUUUAUACCACAAUAUACCAUGUAAGAUUACCAGUGAAAUUCAAACUGUGAUUAAAGAGAUAAAUGAGAGAAGCAUUGACUGUUUAGAGGUAACCAUGUUUAUCAGUUUUUGAUAAGCUAUAUUUUUGGAAGAAAUUUAUGGUUUGAAUUUAAUUUCUUGUUUUAUCUGAAUAUGGGAAUCUGGCUUGGACUACAAUAUUUAACAGAAAAGGUAACUAUCAAACCUUGUUAAUUAUAGAUAUAGAUUGAUGAAUUUAUUUCUCUGGGUUGGUUCUACUUUUCCUGACCUAUUAAAUUUGGAGAACUCAUUACUAAGAGAUAUGUUAACCUGAAUUAUUUUCAUUUUACAGGGGUUGGCUAAAGUCCAGUUUUUUUGCCCAAGCAAAGCAGGUGUGAUUAAUUAAUGCAGAGUAAAUACACAUGCAGCUAUGCAAAGCACAGUGAAGGACAACUCCAGUCUUCUUCCUCUGUUUACUCUGGAUCAGUAUCUGGAAACUUGCAGCAGAGGAAUAAGAAAGCUGGUGAUGAAAUGGCAUCUGGUCCUUGUCAAAGGGUGUUCUUCUCAGAAACAUUUAAAAGGAUAGCUGUGCCCCAUGGCCAAGGAUUUGGCAAGCACUACACAGCUCUAUUACUAAAGUCAAAUGGAUGUUUGAUGAAGGAAAGGUCUAACAUUUUGUAUUUAAGACAAUAAAAAUCAAAUUUUUGUUUGCAAAUGUGUGGGAUGCUUUCCAUUGUAAAAACAAUGAUGAGGGCAAUUUUAAGUAUGUCUCAGAAUUUAUUUUUGUGCUUGCUGACCGAAUAAUAAAAGUAAAUAUUUGUUUUC